This is a messenger RNA of Cryptosporidium ubiquitum, 996 nucleotides long. RefSeq names its product cyclin-dependent kinase 3. The transcript has a single exon. The record is from RefSeq and is a predicted model, not a curated record. Gene Ontology annotation, biological process: regulation of G2/M transition of mitotic cell cycle; signal transduction; G1/S transition of mitotic cell cycle. Gene Ontology annotation, molecular function: cyclin binding; ATP binding; cyclin-dependent protein serine/threonine kinase activity. Gene Ontology annotation, cellular component: nucleus; cyclin-dependent protein kinase holoenzyme complex; cytoplasm. Bases 1 to 996 code for a protein of 331 amino acids. NCBI's taxonomy places the organism in Eukaryota, Apicomplexa, Conoidasida, Eucoccidiorida, Cryptosporidiidae.
AUGGAGAUCCAUUCAAGCACAGUAGGUUGCCAAACAGAGUGUACCAGUACUUUUGAGGAUAUGCAAGGUUUGGAAAAAAGCUAUAGUAUGGUAAGAGUAAUUGGGGAAGGUACUUAUGGUAUUGUUUGGGAAGGAUUAAGAAAGGAUACUGGAGAGGUUGUUGCUUUAAAAAAAAUUAGGUUCGAUAGUGAUGAGAUAUUGGAUGAAGUUGGGCUACCUUCCACGGCUAUAAGAGAGAUUGUUUUGUUAAGGGAGUUGAAACACCCAAAUAUCGUUGCAUUAUUAGAGGUUUCAUGUACAGGAAUGCAAAUAUGGCUUAUUUUUGAGUAUUGUGAAACUGACUUAAGAAGAUAUUUAAGAAUAAAUAGAAAAAAAGGUCUUUCAAUCAGCCAGGUUAAGUCUCUCUUAAGACAACUCCUCAGUGGUUUAGCUUACUGCCAUGGGAGAAGGAUCUUACAUCGUGAUUUAAAACCACAAAAUUUGUUGCUAAGUGAUUCAGGUAACACCCUUAAGAUCGCAGAUUUUGGCCUUGCUAGAACAUUUACCCCACCUUUAAAACCAAAUACUCAUGAAGUCGUUACUUUAUGGUACCGCGCUCCAGAGCUUCUUCUCGGACAGAGAUGCUAUAAUUGUAGCGUUGACUUGUGGAGUGUGGGUUGUAUAAUGGUAGAAAUGAUCUCUGGCAAACCCGUUUUCCCAGGUGACAGUGAAAUUGAUACACUAUUUUAUAUUUUCAGACUCCUUGGAACUGCAAAUGAAAGUAAUUGGCCAGGAGUUACUCAACUUCCGUGUUAUAAAAGUGUUUUUCCUCAAUGGAAGGUGAAUCCAAAGUUGAAUCUUCACGCAUUGCUUCCAAACCUAGAUCAGGCUGGGGUUGAUCUUUUGUCUAGAUUAUUACAAUACUGUCCUAAGAAACGAAUUACUGCCUUGGAAGCUCUCCAGCAUCCAUGGUUAAACACUAAUACUCAAAACAUAAACGUUGAAAUGGAAAUAUAA